GCGGAGCGAGCCACCAUGCCCGAAGCGUGGCGAGCGAAGCGAGCCCGCGAGGGUACUUUUCGGGUACCUUGUUCGGCCGCAGCUCCUCCCCCUGGUGACGGGUCUCCUCCCUUAGGAAGUAGUGGCAGAAUGUCGGCUCCUCUAGCGCCCAGGGAGGCCGGCAAGUUCAUCACCGAGAACAGCAAGGAUGUGUUUGUGGAGCCGCAGGGUGUGAGCUCUCUGGCCAAGAAGCUGUUUGAGAAGAUCGGACGGAAAGAGAUCAGCCUGGCGGGAUGGAAAUCUCUCCAUGAACUGAACCCACAGAGCUCCGGGGAAGACGCCGUCAACUGGGUGUUCUUUGCCGACACCUUAAACUUCUCCUUCUGGUCUGAAGAUGAAAAUAAGAAGUUCUUAGUCAACUACAAAGGCAAAGAGUACAGCGGCUAUUGGUCUCUCUGUGCUGCGAUGAACAGAGCCUUGGAUGAAGGCAUACCCCUCACCACUGCGUCUUACUAUUCCAACAUCACCAUGGACCAGCUGAAGCAUGUAAUGCGCAGUGAUUCCGAUUUUCCCAUACCCAUGAUUGAGGAACGUCUGGAGAUCCUUCACCAGACCGGAAAGAUUCUCAUAGAAAAGUUUGGGGGCUCGUUCCUGAACUGCGUGAAGAUGAGCGAGAAAAGUGCCGUGAAGCUGAUGCAGCUGGUGGUGGAGAAUUUCCCUUCCUAUAGAGACGAAGGGGUCUUUCAGGGUCAGAAGGUGGCCUUCUACAAGCGGGCUCAGAUCCUGGUAGGAGACACCUGGGGAGUACUGGAAGGAACCAGUGAUGGCUGUUUCUCUGACAUCCACAAUAUAACCAUGUUUGCCGACUACAGGAUUCCUCAGGCCCUGGUGCAUUUCGGAGCAAUGCGAUAUUCUAAAGAGCUGUUGAAAAAGCUGAAAGAAGGGUGGCUUUUCAAGAACGGAGAUCGAGAGGAGAUGGAAAUCCGCGGUUGUUCAAUUUGGGCGGUGGAGCUGAUCUGCGAGCGCCUGCGGGAAUUGUUCCAGGAGAAAGGAGAGAAAAUGAGCAAUGAGAUCAACCCAGUCCUGAUCGACCACUUCCUCUGGGAUUAUGCCCGGGACUACAGGGAGGAGAUAAAAGUGGUUCCUUUCCACAGGGUCCGCUGUAUAUACUACUAAACGGCUUCCGACAGAAGCGUCCAAAUCAUUUCAGCUCUUAAUCCGGUUCCAGGCUUGAAUUGGGUCUUUGUACUGCCCUUCUCAGUGUUUUGUAAUUGCAGUUUAAUUUUGUAAUAAAACAUAGCUAAAUACUUUACAA
Pseudophryne corroboree (corroboree frog) is the source of this 1294-nucleotide messenger RNA. RefSeq names its product queuosine 5'-phosphate N-glycosylase/hydrolase-like. The transcript is spliced from 5 exons. The record is from RefSeq and is a predicted model, not a curated record. Bases 16 to 1155 code for a protein of 379 amino acids. Lineage: Eukaryota; Metazoa; Chordata; Amphibia; Anura; Myobatrachidae.